Messenger RNA from Heterotrigona itama, 1410 nucleotides. The record is from the annotation of a GenBank genome assembly. NCBI's taxonomy places the organism in Eukaryota, Metazoa, Arthropoda, Insecta, Hymenoptera, Apidae.
AUGGAAACGAAAGAAAAUAAUUCUGAAAUAAAACCAUAUAAACCAUCUUGGGGAAACGAAAUUUCAAGACCGUCAGAAUCACUUGAAUUAAUAAAUAAAAAUAUUUUCCACGUUUCUCCUAGCAAUUCUAAAGAUUCUCAAACUAUAUCAAUUGCCACGGAUUCAACAAAAAAUUUAUCACCGAUAGAAGAAUAUCUUCAAGUAACUAUGCGUCUUAUCACGACUAAAUCAUUAUCGCCCCGCACUUCUGUAAUACUGGAGGAUCUUUAUGUCAAAUACAAAUUAAACAGGGGUUAUAAUUCAAAUAUUGAUAUAAAUCGACAAGAUUGGAUAAAAGUCAUUAAACAUUACGAUGAAUAUAAAGAAACAUUUGCAGAUCUGGAGAAAAAUGGAUCAAAAGAAAACUCAUCAACGUCCAAAAAGGAACAGCUUGAUACGGAAUCUCGUACAUUAAAGAAGACGAAGAUUCUCAUGGAAGAUACUGAAUCACCUUGGUUCACUUUGCAAACAGUCCAGGACUCUUUAUUCGAACAACCUUGCGACUCAGAGAUAAUUCAGAUCAACGAUGUAUUUUCUGAUUUUUCUUUGGCCGAUGCAGGUCACGAUAAAACAAUGAAAGAGCUCGUCAGACAAUGGAUGGCGAAAGAAGAGCAAUUUUUGGUAAUUGCUCCAGGUCAGAGUAAAAAAGUGCCAGAUCCUGGCGGAGAGGAGGAAAGAACGCAUAAUAAAGAUCGAUGGAAAAAAAUACGGAAAAUGUAAGAGUAGUCGAACAAGUUUUGAUAACAAAGAAAUAGGAAGCUUAUUUUUUUAUGAUUAUGAUAUAUUUUGAUCGUGAUUAAAAUUUGAAAUUACAUCAUGACAGUUCAAUUCGAAAUUGGCACUGUCACGCCUUUUAAUUUCUAAACAUCGAACUAUUCGCUUGCGGGUCUACAUCGGAAUGGUCGAUUUUAUCUAACAAUCUAACAGGAUCACUAACACAUGGAUGAAAAUUGUACAAAGCCAACCGGUGGACAUGCAUGGCUUUAUAUGUCAGUGCCACAAUUUGGAGAAAGUGCGUCCUUGACAACUUGUACAAUAUCACGACCCAUGUACCAUAUUACAUAAACGAAAGGAAGGCCAGGAUAUAAAAAGAAAAAAAAAAUUAAAUAUCUCAUGUGACGUAGCAGCAUUCUUUUAUGUAAUGCGGAAUAAACCUGAAGUCGUGCAAUCACGGCAUGAUGUGCAAUUGACGUGAAGUUAUUAUGUGUUACAUGUCAUUGGUAAUGUAACUUUUUUGCCUAAUGAGCUGGAUAAAUAUUCAACGAGAUAUCGAAAAUUUCACCGACUUUAAUUUCAUUUUAUAAUGUAACAAAAACUCUUACAGAAGUUCUUUCCUUCUUAAAAUUACAUAAAAAUAUAAUGCUUAUAGAA